Molecule: messenger RNA, 3078 nt
Organism: Symbiodinium necroappetens
Lineage: Eukaryota; Dinophyceae; Suessiales; Symbiodiniaceae
Source: the annotation of a GenBank genome assembly
AUGCGGCAGCUGGCUUGGCACUGCCGGCAUGGCAGCAGCUUCCAGAACAGCCAGCGGUUUGGUCAGCUGCUGUCAACGCCUCGGUCGCCCAGAGUUUCCCGCGCUGCAGAAGAUUUGAAGCAGCAGGUGAAGUCCUCGGCCAAGCAGUUGGAAUCCAGCUAUGCAUCGCUUCAGCAGCGCGCUGAAGCGGCGCAUGAAUCAACGCAACAGGUCCUGGGCGCAGCUGCAGAGCGGGGCGAGCGGCUGGGUGCACUUCGCCGGCAGUGCCAAGAAGUCGCGGAGCAAUUGCGGCAGGGCUUGUCGUUCGACGACGCUGCAGCUGCGGCUCUGCAGGUCUCAGUCUCCAGCGCCACAGUGCCGAAGGUCAGCUGCCAAAGCGCUGCUGGCGACGUCAGCGAGAUCGAGCCCAGCAAGGAAUCCGUGGUAGAGACUGUGCCAGCAAAGGCCGAAGAAGAAGCUCCCAAACCUGCGAGCCAAGAAGACCCUGAGGCCAAGGCUGAAGCCAAAGCUAUGGCCAAGAAGGAGCCGAAAGGAAAGAAGGCUAAGAAGCAGGACGCCAUCCAGCCCGUCCAGCCGGAGCCCGCCCAGCCGGAGCGGGCACAACCGAAACCCGCCCAGCCGGAGGCCGUCGAGGUAGAGGUGGAGCCAAGUGCAGCAGAGGCUGCAGAUGCGAAGCCAAAGAAAGCUCCGCAGAACAAGAAGGCUGCCGACAAAGCAAAGAAGGCGGCAGUCGAGAAGGCCAAAGCGGCAGCAAAGCAGAAGGACACCGAGGAGAAGGAGACCGAGCGGGCGCGCAAGGAAGAGCGGGCGCGGAAGGAGGAGAGCGAGCGCAAGCAGCGAGAGGCCGAGGCUUUGGCACAGGCGGAAGCUGCGGAGAAGGCCGCAGCUGAGUGGACAGUGAAGGAGGCUGAAGCGGAGCCGCGCGGGUCACCCAAGAGGGAGGAAUUCGCCGAUCCAGAAGAGAUCGAGGAAGCCGAAGCACUCAAGGAGGAGGACAUCGACGUGGAGGAGGGAGACUCACAGCCUCAGUUCUCCAGCGGCUAUCAGGACGGCACGGCUCUGGCUGCUGCCGCUUUGAAGCUUAGCCCAGACCAACCGGAGUCGAAGCAAGGUGCUGGCGGAUGGGCCACAUGCACCGCGCAGCGCAUCUGCUGGGUCACACGGGCGGCCGCCGCAGCAGAAAAGACGCUGUCGGCCCUGCUGCAGCACCUUCGAAUCCCCCAUGUCGUGGCUUCCCCGGCCGCAGUCCCUGGAGGAAUCUAUCGCAUUCCGGUCUGGUUUCCGGAGCAGAGCGCAGCACUGGAGCUGGAACAGCUCGGCGACCGCCUUGCGGGAGGUGGGCUCUCCGGGACUGCGCGGCUGAGGCGACGCCAGCUUCGCGAAGCAGGCUUGAAAGUUCUUGCCUUCGAUCCCUCCGCCUUCCGUGGCGCCUCGCAGCUGCGGCGGCUGCGUGCUGUGGCGGAGGCACCGCAGCCGCUUGGCUCCGCAGCGGCGAAGCGGCGCAGGCCAGAGCAGAGGUGUGCAACAGCCAGCUUCCAGCGUGUUCAAGGAGGGCACCGCCGUGCCCAGGCGAAGAUCCCGCCGUUCUUGCCGCCCAAGAUGGAGACUUCCAUCGGCUCUGAGAGUCAUGGGGCAGCGACCCGACGCGACAUGACGCGACGACGCAAUGUUGGCACAAUCCAGGACACUUUGGUUGAGAAGCUCCUGGCUGCCGCAGGGGGCACGGACGAGCGCUGCCAGGAGACGGUGCAGCUUCUAGCUGAGCUCACCAAUCGUGUCGACGUUCAAGGCCUACCCGAUUCCGCCAGCAUGGGUGCCGGAGCUUCGUCCGCCACGGAAGCUGCCAAGAAGGCCACCGUCGAGGAGCUGAAACAUGCCUUCUCCGAAGCCAGCCCGGAAGAGGUGAAGAAGCUUUCCGAGGCCCUGAAGGCGCUGGAAGGUGGUUUGCCGGGCGACGCGUGUCCCGGCCCCGUGGACUGCAACGCCGUGAAGGUGGUGGCCACGGACUACAAGGGCUUGCUGGCGCAGCCCGCAGAGCCGAAGUUCAAGGGAGCCCUGUGCCAGUUCCUGGGACUGCAGAUCUACGUCCGAGAUGCGCCUUACGGUGGCUCUGACAAGAGCAACAACGGCCAUCGCUACGACUCCAUCCCUUUCGCCAACGGCAUGAUCACAUCUGGAAUGAGCUGCCAGUUGAUCCACUACACACACGAGGAGCACGACAAGUUCUUCGAGUUGUGCAAGCAGUUCAACUUCCUCAUCGUCCGUUGCAACCCUGGCCAGAUCAAGGCAGAUGGUGGUGAUCAGCAGAAGUUCCAUGAUGGUAUGCGUGCCAUGCGUGGCAUGGGAAUCCAGGUGUGGCCAUCCCCGGACGUGAUGGAGAAGAUGGGUGCGAAGGAUGCUUUGUGCAAGGUGGCAACACUCAACAUCGGCCUGCCAGACACAUUGGCGUAUUACUCCCCGGAGGAAUUCGGUGCUGGCUUCAAGAAGACAAUGGCCUUCCAGCCUCGAGUCAUUAAGCAAAACCGUGGCUCCAGCGGGGAAGGCAUCUGGAUCAUCAAGCUUAAGGAGGGCAACUACUGCAAGGAGUAUGGAGAGCGCCUCUGCGACGAUUCCGAAGUCCUGUCCCUCAUGGAGGCCAACGACAACCAUGAAGAAGAGCACACCGUGGCAGAGUUCAUCGAAUUCUGCGUCAGCGGCCGCAGCGACAAAUCCGGAGAGUGGACGUCCAAGGGCGUGGGAAAGUAUCUGGAGGGUGGCAAGGCCGCUGGUGGCCAGCUUGUCGACCAGCGCUUCUGCCCACGCAUUGUCGAAGGGGAGCUCCGUUACAACCUGAUUGUCGACGCUCUGGUUGGAAUCAUCCACAAGAAGCCGAAGGAGGGCGGCAUCUCCGCUGUGGGCGGCACCGGCUCGAUCUACACCUACUACGGACCCGAGGAGGCGCAGUUCAAGACCCUGACCAGCAACUUCCUGGAGAAGGAUCUGCCGCUGGUGAUGCCAGCCCUGGACCUCCCGAAUGAGCCGGUGCCCCUCUGGUGGACCACGGACUUCAUCUUGGCUUCCCCCGAGGGCACGCCCUAG